Messenger RNA from Molossus molossus (Pallas's mastiff bat), 707 nucleotides. It is a transcript of the gene NTF4, whose product is annotated as neurotrophin 4. Bases 19 to 651 code for a protein of 210 amino acids. The transcript has a single exon. Gene Ontology annotation, biological process: negative regulation of neuron apoptotic process; neuron projection morphogenesis; memory. Gene Ontology annotation, cellular component: extracellular region. NCBI's taxonomy places the organism in Eukaryota, Metazoa, Chordata, Mammalia, Chiroptera, Molossidae. The record is from RefSeq and is a predicted model, not a curated record. Gene Ontology annotation, molecular function: growth factor activity; nerve growth factor receptor binding.
CCUCAGGUGCUUAGCGAGAUGCUCCCCCACCCCUCACAGUACCUCCCCAUCCUCCUCCUUUGCCUCCUCCCCAGUGUCCCAAUGGAACCCCGUCCCCCACCCUCACCACUGCCCCCGUUUCCAGCCCCUGAGUGGGACCUCCUGUCCCCCCGAGUAGCACUGUCCAGAGGCGCCCCCGAGGGCCCCCCUCUGCUCUUCCUGCUGGAGGCCGGGGCCUUUGGGGAGCCACCGGGGAGCCCGGCUAACCGCAGUCGUCGAGGAGUGAGCGAGACAGCACCAGCCAGUCGCCGGGGAGAGCUGGCUGUGUGUGAUGCAGUCAGCAGUUGGGUGACAGACCGCCGGACAGCUGUGGACCUGCGUGGGCGCGAGGUGGAGGUGUUGGGCGAGGUGCCUGCGGCUGGCGGCAGCCCCCUUCGCCAGUACUUCUUUGAGACCCGCUGCAAGGCUGACAACACUGGGGAAGGUGGCCCCGGUGCAGGUGGAGGGGGCUGCCGGGGUGUGGAUCGGAGGCACUGGGUGUCCGAGUGUAAGGCCAAGCAGUCCUAUGUGCGGGCAUUGACCACUGACGCUCAGGGUCGUGUGGGCUGGCGAUGGAUUCGAAUCGACACUGCCUGCGUCUGCACGCUCCUCAGCCGGACUGGCCGGGCCUGAAGCCCAUGCCCAGGAGCUGGGCAAGCAGAGGAAGAAGAGAGCUAGGUGUUGAGGGA